Messenger RNA from Elaeis guineensis (African oil palm), 1362 nucleotides. RefSeq lists its product as uncharacterized. The record is from RefSeq and is a predicted model, not a curated record. NCBI's taxonomy places the organism in Eukaryota, Viridiplantae, Streptophyta, Magnoliopsida, Arecales, Arecaceae.
AUGUGUAAAUGCAGAGCUCUAAUUUUUAUUUUAGAUGUAUGUAAUUUAAACACAAUAUUAAUAAAUUAUAUUAAUAUCAAUAUCUUUCAUACAUGUUCCACUCUCUGCACAAAGCUCAGCUUUAUGUAUAUGUGAGACCGUCGCGCUAUGCUUCUCAGCGGAAAGAAGCCAGAGAUGGAGACGAAGGACCGAACUGCAUCCUUCCCCUCAAACUACGUGAGUCUUAAGCAACUCCAGGAGCUGAGGCUCAAAGAGAGGCAAGAAGAAAAAGAUAGGCUUCGCAGGCAAGGAGAAGAAGAAGAGAGGCUCCACAGGCAAAAAGAUAAAAAGGAGAGGCUCGGAAAGUUCGAGGAGAAGGAGGUGGAGGAGCGGGGGCGGCCGUGGCGGAGGAUCGGGGAAAAAGCCGCGCUCCAGAACCCCCGAGCAAACCCUAGAUCGAACGCGCCCAUUCGCCGGAAGUGGUGGAGGAACGGCUCUGGACGGCCGAUCUCCGGCCCAUCCCCGAAUCCUGAGGCAGACGAUGCGGCGGAGGCCGUCGGCGGGUCCAAUCGGUACCCUCCGGGCAGCGGCCAUUGGAGGGAGAAACAACCAGUGGAAACGGAUCGAACGAUGAAGAAUGAGCGAGCGUACGGCGACAAUAACGAUGGCACAGCGACGGACACAGGGGAGGUCAGCGGAUCCGAGAAGAUCGCCCCGGAGCCGUCUCCGCAAAAGCCCGAAGGCGGCGUGAAGGGGAGGGCCCGGGGGGCUUCUCGACCGAAGCACGAGUUCCGGCCGGCGAGGGUUAUCGGAGGUGGACUGGAACGGAAGAUGGAGAUCGAGAGGCGAUUUGGGGAUCUGGGAAUCAACGGCAGGGCUGAGAAGCCGGCGGCAGCAGCGGAGAGGAGGCCAGUAGCGGCGAGGAGGGGCGGCGGUUUCGGAAUUACCAGCGGUAGAAGGCGGUGGCAUACGGACGCCGGCGGCGGUAUGAUGUGGGUCAGGAAGACGACAAGCUCUUAACCGGUUCCAACGUGGGAAGGGAGAGCCGCAGGAAACCAGUUGACUUGUUCCAGCUGUUGGACAGAGAGAGAGAAAAAGGGAAAACAAUAUAGAAAGCAGAACAGAACAGAACGAAUGAUCAAGAACUCCUCAAAUUAGAGUGUCUUUAAGCAUCAGCCUGCAAAAUCCGAGAGAAAUCAAACGGCAGAAGGACCAAAAUACUGAUUAGAAAGAAAAUAGCAUUCAGAAUUUUUAUGUCUUUUAUAUAAACAUUUUUAUUAAUUAAGAUCACAGAUGUUGUAUGUGGGAUGUGAUAAAAGUUGUGUGAGAUGCUUUUGCAGGAAACUGCUAUUUGGCUUUGAAUAGAGAGGAUCUGUUCUUCCA